AAAUAAAAUAAAAUAAAAAAUAAUUGGAUGCUUUCAUUCGGUCCUCACUUGAAAAUAAAUUGAAUCACGUUUCUGUUCCCUUCUUCCCUUUGUGGCGGCAUCUCAGAAUAUUUCUUCGACACAUACAUCUCACUCCUUCUUCUGCAAUAUCUACCUUCUUGAUUUCUCACUAUGUCUUCUUCACUCGUCGAGAUCCAACACGAACACCUCCCAACCAACGAUUUUCAAGAUCCUUUAAUAAAAAAUCUGAGUGAAAAAGGGAGUGAUGAAGAAGAAGAUCACCUUGUGGGAUUUGGAAAGCAUGGGGGAAUAUGUGCUAUUUGUUUGGACAAGAUAGUGCUGCAAGAAACUGCUCUUGUAAAAGGUUGCGAGCAUGCUUACUGUGUAACAUGCAUCCUUCAGUGGGCUACAUACAGUCCGAAAGUUACCUGUCCUCAGUGCAAACAUCCGUUUGAGUUCCUCACUGUCCAUCGCACACUUGAUGGAAGUAUUCAAGAUUACAUGUUUGAGGAAAGUGUUUGCUUGCUACUUCGGGCCCAAUGGUUCAAGCCUUUAACUGUUGAAGAGCAUGUGGUUCAUGAAGAUAUCUAUGAUGAGAUAGAAGACUAUUAUUAUCAAUACGAAGAACCCGAUGAUGAUCUAGAUGACGAGGUUUACUAUGGCGGCUCAUCGAGUGUCCGCAUUGGGAACCGUAGAUGGGGAGACAACGGUUUUGUAAGGGCUGGGCGUCAAGAAGCUCGGCCGGUCAUCCAUCGGUCAAACUUCCCGGAUCCAGGAGCAAGUUCAUCCCGCGAGCCAAAGAAGAAAGAGAAAGAGUCGGCGAAAAUAAUGACAGGCAGACGGGCGAAGAGGGCACUGAAAAGGGAAGCUGCUGAUAAGGCAGCCGAAGCGAAACAUCAGCAGCAUUUGGUUAGGUUUGGUAGGAAGUGAUUCUAAUUUAUGUCAAGCCAAGCCUCCUUCCCUAAAGUUAAAAUACUUUCUUUUUUCUCCCUUUACAUUUUUUGUUGUUGUACAGUGUUUCUGUUCUAUGAAGCAUGGGAUAGAAUUUGGGGAAGAUGUUUUAGAAUAAUGGCUUGGUUUGUGGGUUGGUUCUUUGGUUUUAUGGUUGAUGGAACCUUUAACUCACUGUAUCAUUUAACAAUUUAGGUUUUUCAAUAAAUUGUUAAUGGAUCUCUAAGUUGUACAUAAUUUCCAUCUGAUGUUGAUCCUUGUACUUCUAUGA
Cicer arietinum (chickpea) is the source of this 1222-nucleotide messenger RNA. RefSeq lists its product as uncharacterized. Lineage: Eukaryota; Viridiplantae; Streptophyta; Magnoliopsida; Fabales; Fabaceae. The record is from RefSeq and is a predicted model, not a curated record.